GCUGCGUUGGCCACCAAAUCGAUUUCAGUUACGAUCUCUGCUGAGGUAACAAUGGUGAUCACGUCAUCAACGGAGAAUGCAACCGAUUCCAAGCCUCCAUCAGAGAAACUCGGAGAUUCGUCAACCGUUUGGAUAGAUCCGGUAGAAUCCGGAUCCCCAAAGGGAGAAGAAUCGGAUCAACCAAAGGAGGAAGGAGAGUGCGUGUUCUGCGUGUUCAUGAAAGGAGGCGGCUGCAGAGAACCAUUCACGGCGUGGGAAGUGUGCAUGCAGGAAGCUGAGAAGAACAAGGAAGAUAUCUUCACCAAGUGUAUGGAAGUCAAUAGUGCCUUGUUUAAAUGUAUGGACGCUCACUCCGAUUAUUACAAGCCCAUUCUCGCUAACAAAGCUGCUGCAGAACAGGUGAAGGAGGAGUUUGAAGCCGAGAAGAAGAACAAGGUCGACCAAGAGGAGAUCUCUGAAGAGGAAGUGGCUGCGACGAAGCAAGCUCAGGGAUAAAAUUUGUAAUGGCCCUUUUGUUAAAGUUUGUUUAUUUAAGUGAUUAAAGUUUAAGACCAUUGAUGGAUGGUGAUACUGAUAAUUUGAUCUAAAGGUCAUUACUUUUGUUAAUGCCCAUGAACAUUCACUCCAGUUGACAA
Messenger RNA from Brassica oleracea var. oleracea, 635 nucleotides. RefSeq lists its product as uncharacterized. The record is from RefSeq and is a predicted model, not a curated record. Bases 52 to 495 code for a protein of 147 amino acids. NCBI's taxonomy places the organism in Eukaryota, Viridiplantae, Streptophyta, Magnoliopsida, Brassicales, Brassicaceae. The transcript has a single exon.